Molecule: messenger RNA, 465 nt
Organism: Clunio marinus
Lineage: Eukaryota; Metazoa; Arthropoda; Insecta; Diptera; Chironomidae
Source: the annotation of a GenBank genome assembly
AUGCAGAUGAUAAUGCACAAAACAAGGAAAACAAAUCUAAACAUUUGUUGGCUAAGCCAACGACAUACAAGUUGUUACAGGUGCAUCCUAGCUUGUGCUAAGAUGCCCGUUUUGUUUUUGAGGGAAUUAUUUGAGAGAAACACUUUGUUACUUCGAUCUGUUGAAGAUAAAAAUGAUGUUUGGGUUCAGAAAAUGAACCUGAAAAUCAAGCUACUUCUGUUGGCAGCAAAAUUUUUGUUUCGGCAUUUCUCGGCAGUUUUGUCUAAUUGUAGUAUUUCUCCGCGUCAAGGCUUUAAUGCGGCGCGUCUUGGUAAAGAACUAUUUCCAUUUCUUCGUAGAAAUCUGUUCGGUGCCUUGCACGGCAGCAGCUACUAUUUCCUCAACUUGAAGUGGAGAUUACUUUUAAUAUCAUCUUUUUGUUUAUAUGCUAAUACAUCGGCAUCGUUUUUAGCAGGUUUAACAUAA